AUGGCGGAGCAGCGAUUGAAGGCGGCCAUUCUGGUGGUGUCAGAUACUGCAUUCCAGGAUCCAUCCUCGGAUCGAGUCUUCGGCACGCUGAUCGAUGUGUUCCCGGCCGACGGGCCUUGGGAGAAGCCGAUCACCAAGAUAGUGCCGGACGAUGUACUUCAGAUCCAGCGAGCUGUGUGCGACUGGACAGACAGUCCCAGUCCAGUGAAUCUCGUUCUUAUAAGUGGUGGAACCGGCUUUGCGGUUAAGGAUAACACCCCCGAGGCUGUCACGCCUCUCCUUCACCGCCAUGCACCUGGUCUCGUGCAUGGCAUGAUUGCCGCGUCGUUGAAGGUCACGCCUUUUGCUAUGAUGGCUCGACCUGUCGCUGGGACCCGACACAAGUCACUAGUUAUCACUCUGCCCGGAUCCCCAAAAGGUGCAAAGGAAAACCUUGAAGCUGUCAUCAAACUGUUGCCUCACGCAUGUACCCAAGCGGCUGGUGCGGACUCGAGGACGCUCCACGCUGGAGGGAUCAAGAAGCUCGAAGCUGAAGCUGGGGUAAAGUCAGAGUCACAACAUGAUCAUCAUCACCAUCAUCAUCACGAACAUACUCACUCUCACUCUCAUUCUCAUGGUCAUGGCCAUGGACACGUCGUUCCAAGAGCACAUACAACGCCUUCUGAACGGCGGUCAAAUGACCCCGCAGCAGGGGCAACCCGGCGAUACCGCGAGUCGCCGUAUCCCAUGCUCUCCGUGGACGAAGCACUGAGGCAAGUUUCAGCUCACACUCCGGAGCCGGAGGUUAUCGAGGUUCCGGUGAAUAUUGACCUCGUCGGAUACGUUAUCGCGGAAGAUGUUUACGCCGCCGAGGCGGUUCCAGCAUACCUUGCAAGUAUCGUUGAUGGAUAUGCUGUCAUUGCUCCUGAAUCUCCAGAUGACGGACACAGUACAAAGGGAAUCUUUCCUGUGGCUUCUAUUACCCACGCCAAUGAGGAGGGAGCGCUAGCACCGCUUGAGCCAGGCACCAUCGCCCGGAUAACAACCGGCGCUCCUCUUCCGCCCAAUGCGAAUGCGGUGGUCAUGGUGGAGGAUACUUUACUAGCGUCAUCGACACCUGAUGGCAAGGAAGAAGCGACUGUCGAGAUUCUAACUGGAGAGAUCAAGCCCAAUGAGAACGUGCGGCAGCCGGGAAGCGAUGUCGCUCUAGGAUCCAGGAUCCUUCAGCGGGGUGACCUAAUCACGCCUGUCGGUGGUGAAAUAGGCCUGCUGGCAGCUACCGGGACAAGGACCGUCAAGGUAUUCAAGAAGCCCGUCGUGGGUGUUUUGAGUACUGGCGACGAGCUCGUAGAGCACGACGAUCCCCGGUCUCUUCAGGGAGGGCAGAUUCGAGACUCAAAUCGGCCCUCGAUCCUAUCUUGCCUGAAAUCAUGGGGGAUUCCCGCCGUUGAUCUAGGUAUUGCCCGCGAUACGCCUGCGGGCGAGCUGGAACAAAGCCUACGGGAUGCUCUUCGUGGAGUCGGAAAGUCCAACACCAGCGUCGAUGUAAUCAUCACUACAGGCGGUGUUUCUAUGGGGGAGCUCGAUCUGCUAAAGCCCACCAUUGAACGCUCUCUCGGCGGGACUAUCCACUUCGGUCGUGUCUCCAUGAAACCAGGAAAGCCGACCACUUUUGCCACCGUUCCGUUCAAGCCAACGUCCUCUGCAGCAGGCCAACAAGAACGCAGCUCUCGACUGAUCUUCUCUCUCCCUGGCAACCCAGCCUCAGCACUGGUCACUUUGAAUCUCUUUGUCCUCCCCUCAUUACACAAGCUCAUCGGCCUCGGCCAGAAGCAGGCUGCAUUAGGCAUCGCGCCGGCGCUUGGACUACCCCUUGUAGCAGUAACAUUGUCACAUGCUUUCCCGCUUGACCCUAAACGCACGGAGUACCAUCGGGCUAUUGUUACAGCGUCUCCCAAAGAUGGACGGCUCUAUGCCACAAGUACAGGGGCAGAGGGCGUAGGACAGCGUAGUUCCCGGGUCGGUAGUCUAGCCAGUGCUAAUUCUCUCCUGGUGCUUCAGCCUGGGAAGGGCUCGAUUGCGCAAGGGAGUCUGGUCGAGGCACUGAUGAUGGGGCCUAUUGUACGUGAAGGUGCUGCGGUUGCACUAUGA
Aspergillus nidulans FGSC A4 is the source of this 2130-nucleotide messenger RNA. Its product is annotated as protein cnxE. The transcript has 3 exons. The record is from RefSeq and is a predicted model, not a curated record. Gene Ontology annotation, molecular function: molybdopterin adenylyltransferase activity; molybdopterin molybdotransferase activity. Gene Ontology annotation, biological process: molybdopterin cofactor biosynthetic process; Mo-molybdopterin cofactor biosynthetic process. NCBI's taxonomy places the organism in Eukaryota, Fungi, Ascomycota, Eurotiomycetes, Eurotiales, Aspergillaceae. The coding region runs from base 1 to 2130 and encodes 709 amino acids.